Messenger RNA from Morchella sextelata, 510 nucleotides. RefSeq lists its product as uncharacterized. The record is from RefSeq and is a predicted model, not a curated record. Lineage: Eukaryota; Fungi; Ascomycota; Pezizomycetes; Pezizales; Morchellaceae. The transcript is spliced from 4 exons. Gene Ontology annotation, cellular component: mitochondrial outer membrane translocase complex; mitochondrial outer membrane. Gene Ontology annotation, biological process: tRNA import into mitochondrion; protein import into mitochondrial matrix; protein targeting. Gene Ontology annotation, molecular function: transmembrane protein transporter activity. Bases 1 to 510 code for a protein of 169 amino acids.
AUGCAGACAUCGACGAUGGUAGUGACAGGCGUGGCGACGCUGUUUGCGCUUGGAGGUGACGCAUUCUACUUUGACUACAAACGUCGCAACGACCCCGAAUUCCGGAAGGCCCUGAAGCGCGACAAGAAGCGCCAUGCUAAGACCCAGAAGCUCCAGGCCGAAGCCGCACAUGCUGAGCAGCGACAGACACUCAUUGCUUCAGUCAGGAAUGCGCAGUUGGAUGGUUUCCCGACAGAUGUUGAGGAGAAGGAGGCCUUUUUCAUGACCGAGGUUGCCCAGGGAGAGGCUUUGUGCCAAGAAGGACCUGAAAAGGCUCUUGAGGCAGCUCUGUCCUUCUACAAGGCCCUGAAGGUCUACCCUCAACCAAAGGACCUUAUCAGCAUCUACGACAAGACAGUACCCAAGCACGUCCUCGACAUUCUCGCAGAAAUGAUCGCCCUUGACGGCUCGAUUGCAUUCGGCGGAUCCUCCGUAGGCUCAGGACACGAUAACCCGACUGGUGUCGAAUAA